This is a messenger RNA of Thamnophis elegans (Western terrestrial garter snake), 4526 nucleotides long. It is a transcript of the gene USP20, whose product is annotated as ubiquitin specific peptidase 20. The transcript is spliced from 25 exons. The record is from RefSeq and is a predicted model, not a curated record. Gene Ontology annotation, molecular function: zinc ion binding; cysteine-type deubiquitinase activity. Gene Ontology annotation, biological process: protein deubiquitination. NCBI's taxonomy places the organism in Eukaryota, Metazoa, Chordata, Lepidosauria, Squamata, Natricidae. Bases 177 to 2903 code for a protein of 908 amino acids.
GGCCCCGCCCCCUCCGCCUCCACCGUCGCCUUCCCCGCUUUCCCCCCGAGCGGCGCAGCGCCCUCUGAGGCGGCCCCGGCCGGCACGGAUGGUGGACUGAGCUGGCCUGGAAAAAAGAAGCCAAUUCUUUCUCCGAGCUCUUUCUCCGCCCCCUUUAGGGGGAGCCCAGGCACAGAAUGGGGGACCGAAGGGACCUCUGUCCUCACCUGGAUUGCAUAGGUGAGGUCACCAAGGACGAUAUGCUUUUCAAGUCCAAGGGAACAUGCCAGUCUUGUGGUGCGGGAGGACCAAAUCUCUGGGCCUGCCUUCAGGUUGGUUGCCAUUAUGUCGGUUGCGGAGAAUCCUUUGCGGAUCACAGCACUUUGCACGCCCAGGCCAAAAAGCACAAUUUGACGGUGAACCUGACCACUUUUCGGGUCUGGUGCUACGCGUGCGAGAAGGAGGUGUUCUUGGACCAAAACCUGGCUUCCCAUCCUACCAACCCGCCUUCCAAAUUUAUGGAACAGGAGGCUCCCCCACCUGUCCAUCCACUCAAAGCUGUUCCGAUUGCUGUUGCUGACGAAGGAGAGUCGGAAUCAGAAGACGACGACCUCAAACCAAGAGGCCUUACGGGGAUGAAAAACCUUGGGAAUUCGUGUUACAUGAACGCUGCUCUCCAGGCGCUCUCGAACUGCCCCCCACUCACGCAGUUCUUCCUGGAAUGCGGGGGCCUCGUGAGAACCGACAAGAAGCCGGCGCUCUGCAAAAGCUACCAGAAGCUGAUAUCCGAGGUCUGGCACAGAAAACGCCCCAGCUACGUGGUCCCCAACAGCCUCUCCCACAGCAUCAAGCUGAUCAACCCCAUGUUCCGGGGCUACGCACAACAGGAUACGCAAGAAUUCCUCCGCUGCCUGAUGGACCAACUUCACGAAGAGCUGAAGGAGCCGAUGACGGCCGAACUGCGCGACUUGGACGCGAGCGACACAGAUGACAAAAGGGAGGGGGACCGCAGCCCCUCGGAGGACGAGUUCCUCUCCUGCGACUCAAGCAGUGACCGCGGGGAAGGGGAUGGGCAGAGCAAAGCGGGCUCAGCCGAAGCGGAGCUGCUGAUCCAGGAGGAGGCGGGGGGUCGCAGCAUCUCCGAGAAGGAGCGGAUGAAGGAGCGGAAAUUCUCCUGCCACCAACGGCGGAGCAACUCGGAGCAAGUCGACGAAGAUGCUGACAUUGACACCUCGGUGAUGGCGGUGGAGGGCGGGGCUUCUCCGGAAGGGCUUCUCCCGCCCCCUCCUCAACCCGCCAGCCCUGCGAGGACCCCAGAACCAGAUAAUGACGCCUACCCACGUUGUUCCUCGCGGCCCUGCAGCCCUGUCCACCACCACCACGAAUACGCCAAACUCUCGACUCCUCCACAUUCUAGCCCGGUGAGGCUGGGACACUCCUACGUGCUGAAGAAAGCUCAGUUGCUGACCUCUGGAAAAAAGAAGAAAGAAUUGCGUUACCGUAGCGUCAUUUCUGACAUUUUUGACGGAUCCAUUCUCAGCCUCGUCCAGUGCCUCACCUGUGACCGAGUUUCCACCACUGUAGAGACUUUCCAAGAUCUGUCGCUGCCGAUUCCCGGGAAGGAAGAUCUGGCUAAGCUGCAUUCAGCCAUUUACCAAAAUGUACCCAUCAAGCCAGGACCAUGCGGUGACAACUAUGCCGCCUCGCAGGGCUGGAUCGCCUUCAUCAUGGAAUACAUUCGCAGGUUUGUGGUGUCCUGUAUCCCCAGCUGGUUUUGGGGCCCCGUCGUUACCCUGGAAGACUGCCUGGCUGCCUUUUUUGCCGCAGACGAGUUGAAAGGCGACAACAUGUACAGCUGUGAAAGAUGCAAAAAGUUGCGGAACGGAGUCAAGUAUUGUAAAGUGCUUCAGCUGCCUGAGGUCCUCUGCAUCCACCUGAAGCGCUUCCGGCACGAGGUCAUGUACUCUUUUAAAGUCAACAGCCACGUUUCCUUCCCCCUGGAGGGCCUGGACCUCCGGCCCUUCCUGGCCAAGGAGAGCAUCUCCAAAGUCACCAACUACGACCUCCUCUCGGUCAUUUGUCACCACGGCACGGCCGGCAGUGGACAUUACAUUGCCUACUGCCAGAACAUGAUCAACGGCCAGUGGUACGAAUUUGACGACCAGUACGUGACGGAGGUGCACGAAACGGUCGUGCAGAACGCCGAGGCUUAUGUCUUGUUUUACAGAAAAAGCAGCGAGGAGGCUGUCCGGGAGCGCCAGAAAGUCGUCUCGUUGGCCACCAUGAAGGAGCCCGGCCUGCUGCAAUUUUACAUCUCCCGGGAGUGGCUGAACAAAUUCAACACCUUCACUGAGCCCGGGCCCAUCAGCAACCACAUCUUCCUCUGCUCCCACGGAGGAAUUCCACCAAAUAAAUACCAUUACAUUGACGAUCUGGUGGUGAUUCUGCCCCAGAAUGUCUGGGAAUACCUGUAUAACAGGUUUGGGGGUGGCCCAGCCGUGAAUCACCUGUACGUCUGUUCGGUGUGCCAGGUGGAGAUUGAAGCGCUGGCGAAGCGGAGGAAAAUGGAGAUCGACACCUUCAUCAAGCUGAACAAAGCUUUCCAGGCGGAGGAGUGUCCCAGCGUCAUUUUCUGUAUCAGCAUGCAGUGGUUCCGCGAGUGGGAGGCCUUCGUCAAAGGGAAGGACAACGAGCCUCCAGGUCCGAUCGACAACACUAAAAUUGCCGUGUCCAAAGGAAGCGGCCACAUGCAAGUCAAACAGGGAGCCGAUUACGGGCAGAUCUCGGAGGAGACCUGGAUCUACUUGAGCACGCUCUACAGCGGAGGCCCCGAGAUCGCCAUCCGGCAAAAUGUGGCCCAGGUGCAGGAGGUGGAAAGUCUCCACGGGGAACAGAAGAUCGAAGCCGAGACCAGAGCGGUUUAAAACGAGGAAGACAUUCAGGUCGUCUCCCCCUUCAAACUCCUGUGUUUUGGAAGUCAGCACACAUCCAUCCGCUGCUCUCACCACUACCGCCCUCUGCCCAGCCAGCCCCUUGGCCACCAGUCUUAAUUUGAGGCUCGGUGGCUUCUCCCUCCCUCUUUGCCAGAGAGCAGGGAGCCUGACCGCAUCUCGCCUGCCUACAUUCGUCCCAAAAUCGUCCGGUUCCAGGCCAGGAAGAGCACCUGGUCCGGUUUGGUCUCCUGCUUUCUCAUCCCAUCCACCUUCAGAAGCCGGGACAGGAUUCGCCGGGAGAAAUUUUGGGCCGCCCUUGGAAGGAGGAUCCGGUGUCACCACCGUUCUCCUUCGUCACCUUUGCUGGGCUUUUGUGACUUGAGGUACCAUGGAGCGGUGCACCAUGGUCUCGGUUCUCCUUUUGGCUCCCCUCCUGAAUUAUUAUCUGGAUGCAGGAAAGAUUUUGAAGCCACCUGGAAAGGACCUGGUCGGUUGAAAGGAAUACCUGGGCCACAGGUGUUUUUUUUCUCUCUUCCUUUUGUGGCACACAAAAAAACAUAUUUUUUUCCUCCCUUCACCCGUACGGGUCAAACGGGUUGGGUGCAACCCCCCAAUUCCCUUCUAUUUAUCUUAUUUAUUUGCAAGGAAUGGGUUGUCCUUGGCUCUUCUCGUCUCUGCCCCAAGUAUUGCCCAGCACAACCCCUAAAACCAAGCACGGACUUCAAGCCAGAUCAACAAACACGCUUGAAUUUUUCAUCCAGCGGUUCCUUACACGCACCCCAAACGGCUACAGCCCCCCCCCUCAAAUGUUACAAAGAAGUGAGGGAGCCCUCUAACAUCCGUGCGCCGAAAGGGGUUGAGCAUAUCCUGGAAGGAUCUGACAAGGGAACGGGGAGGAACGGGACACCCCCAUUCUCUGUCAGUCGAUGCUGACGUUCGCCUCCAUGUUCCUGCAAAACUUCCUUUCGGAGACUCGUGACUUUCUCCUCCACCUGGGUGAUGCGUAGGGCAAAAGAUGGAGCUCGGAGUGUUUUUUCCCCCCAGGCAAACGGCCGUCCCACUGUGGACGUGGACUAAGAGCAGGACUCUUGGACGUCUCCGCCUUUCGCUUCUCCGACGGAGCCCCGGUUCCUAAUCCUCAAGAGAUUCUUCACUCUCCUAGCAGUUGGUCUCUCGGCAACUUUCUUCCCCCAAACCUGCCCACAGUCUCACGUUUCGACCCAGGUUGGAAUGGCGUCGCCCUCAACAAGCCAGUUUAUUAUUAUUAUUAUUUUUUUUCUGGAGAAAGGAGGAGGAAGAGAUGCAGAAUGAAACGUGGGCUUGGGAGAAGCUGCUUGGAAGAUGUCAGUGGCAAAGGAUGGGUUGGGGACUCACCUGGAGAGAGAUCCUGGCCAAGGGGUUUGGCUUCACCUCUUAUCUGCUGGAUGCCGUUUCCUCCCCCUCCCACGGUCCUUCUGAGGGAGGGGCCGCCUUGUUUUCCAUCAUCCCGCCUGGGUCUACUUUGCAGAGAUGGGGGGAUUCGGACGAUUCAUCCCGGUGCCCCAAAAUGGAUUUUGUUUUAUUUUUUUCCUGCCGAGAACAUCAGCCAAUAAAACCCGCUCGCAUUCAAAAGUC